Moneuplotes crassus is the source of this 1030-nucleotide messenger RNA. The record is from the annotation of a GenBank genome assembly. Lineage: Eukaryota; Ciliophora; Spirotrichea; Euplotida; Euplotidae.
UUGAAUAGCAACAAUAAUUGUCACGAAGAUAUCAUUUCAAUAACUUUCAAAGCAAUGAAAGAGAAAGGAGUUAAUCAGAAUAUCCUUAAUGAUCUCAAACAAGACUAUGGGUUUAUCAGGUUUUGAACAGAGUGGAUAGCUCAGCUGCUAGAAAUACCCAAACCUAAUACAAAAAGAACAUCUCUGAACAAUAUUGCAUCCUUAAAAGAUAGGAUUAAAUCUCUUAACACAAAACCUACAAAAGAGCUGAAAUCUAAAGAACUAAAAAUAGAAUCAAAAUGUAAAAGCUUGAAUCUAUGUCUCUUAUACCAAAAAGAAUCUUUAAUUUAUAAGAGCUCUCCUCCUUAUCUUAGCUUUAAAGAAGAUUUAGUUCUAGAUCUGAAAACACCCGAUAACAUUUUAUUCUGUAAGACUAUUAGAGAACAUAAUAAUUUUCCAGAAGCAUACUCUGUAGAGAUUGAGUGUAACAGAAGGUCAAUAAUUAUGAACAAAUUUCUGAAGACCUCGUUUCCUGUUCAGGCUAGAGAACUGUUAUUUCGCAAUAGCGAUAUUAACUUAGCUGAAGCAAGAAAAAUGAGUAUAAAUAAAUAUUUCAGACAAUUCAGCCAAAUUCUGCACAAAGUAACAACAUUAGUCUAUUUGUCUUACUUUGAUAUCUCUAUGAAGAAGCUGAGGAAAAUAUUUUCAUGCUGCAGAGAUAAACUUAGACUGGAGUUCAGUGCCUGUAAACUUCAUGUUGAGACUGCUCCUGAUCUAUGUAGACCUCUUUCACAAUGAACAAUACAAAUGCUAAGUUUCUACAACUGAGGUGGUCCUCAAUGUAGUGAUUGGGCUCAAAAUCCGGAAGAAUUAGACAAUCUGAUCCUUGGAAUUUCAAAAUCUGAAAGCCUUUUUAAGUCUCUCAAAGACUUAAUCUUAAUAGAUUCUAAUAUCCCAGGUACAGAAUUGGGAGAAAUAUUUCAGAAGCAUGGAAUCAGCAUGAACAUAGUUCGCCUUUUUAAAGAACAAGUCUAGUUCAAGAUUUUCAAUA